CUUCCUACCAGUCACGUUGACACACACAUUGUCAGUUAACUCAGUGGCAGCUGCAUUGCUUGAGUUAGUUGAGUGUGGGUGUCUGUCGCUCCCCGUAGAAUUAUAGAAGCCAGAUUCGCUACGAUAACUUGUGAGUUAUCUGUGCUUGUGGAGGAUGAAGACAAUCUCCAAGAGUUCAUCUCUCAACAUCGACUAGUUGGCAGGACGCGCAAAUGUUCAAAAUGCUGCAGAGUACUGACAGUGAAAAAGAAAUACAACCUGUAUGUGUUUCAGUGCAAAAACUGAUCACAAUCUCGCAUUCACAAAAACUGUGAAAUUACACCAUGCUGCUUCAAGAUAGUUGCUUCCAGACAUCAAAAUCCAAGAUGCCCAUUGACUUGUACUACCUCAACCUCUCACCGUACUGCCGCUCUGUACUGCUCACUGCUAGGGCAGUUGGGGUUGAACUCAACCUCAAGACAGUAAACCUGUUCGCCAAGGAGCAGCUCAAGCCAGAGUUUGUGGCCAUCAAUCCUCAACACAGUGUCCCCACCUUGGUUGAUGGUGACCUUGUGCUCUGGGAAAGUCGGCCCAUCUGCACGUACCUCAUCUCUCAGUACGGGAAGGAUGACUCCCUCUACCCAAAGGAGCCUAAAGCCAGAGCCAAGGUGGAUGCCCUUCUUCACUUUGAUAUAGGCACUCUGGCAGCCUGCUGGACUGCUAUGAUUGCACCAGUGAAGGCCAAAGAAUUGCCAAAGCCAGAACAGAAGAGCGUAGACAAGUUCCACGAGGCACUGGGUUGGUUAAAUGGCUUUUUGAGCCACAAGAAGUAUGCUGCCGAGACAGAUCACAUAACUGUUGCCGACCUCGUCCUCGUGGCCAACGUCUCCAGCUACGAGGCAGCCGGGUUCAUCAUCAACGACUACCCCAACAUUUCUGCUUGGCUGCAGCGUUGUAAACAAAACAUUGAUGGGUAUGAGGAGCUCAAUGGUGAGAGUGCCAAGAAAUUGGGAGAGUAUAUAAAGUCCAUGAUUACUGAAAAGUAAAAAUGAGGAGGACCCUGGCAUUCACUGAAGUGCCAAGAUGAUGAAAGUUAUCAUAUCUGUCAUUUCUAAAAGUUUCUGGUUUACACCUCAAAACUGGUUGGGAUUUUAGUCACUAUAAAACAUUGAGACUGUGUGAUGAGAAUGAUGCAUGAUCUACUAGUCUUUGGUUGUUUAUAUACAGUACCAAAACAUUGAGAUACUGUACAACAUUCAGUAGUCACUUUAAGUAACUUAAAAGGAUAAGGUUUAUUUCUACAAUAAAAUAUUGUAGAAAUGAAAAAAAAAGUUCAUUAUAUACAGCAGCUUUACUCUUAGCCAAGAUAAUUUUAGUGUAAGGACAUUUCUUAGGUUUCACAAAAAAUUACAAGCUUUCCUCUACUGUGUUUCUGCAACAUGUGGCCAACAAGGUAACAAGUUGACAUUUAUGUGAGAAAUUCUCAGUACAGUGUUUACAAUGUGAUAACUUGUAAUUGUUUGACAAUAAAUGGGAAAUUUUUUUAUUACUGAAGUACA
Homarus americanus (American lobster) is the source of this 1538-nucleotide messenger RNA. RefSeq names its product glutathione S-transferase 1-like. The record is from RefSeq and is a predicted model, not a curated record. Lineage: Eukaryota; Metazoa; Arthropoda; Malacostraca; Decapoda; Nephropidae. Gene Ontology annotation, biological process: glutathione metabolic process. The transcript is spliced from 5 exons. Gene Ontology annotation, molecular function: glutathione transferase activity. The coding region runs from base 324 to 1025 and encodes 233 amino acids.